AGCUGCCUUGUGGGGUUUUGUACUUUCUCUCUGAUGAUUAAAAGGAAGAAGAACUGGCAAGAAUAAGAGUUUCUGGUUUGCUUCCAUUGAAAAACUUGCAACCUUUAACAUGCAACGACUCUUGCACAUUCUAUUCUUCAGCUGCCUUGUGGGGUUUCCUCUUGUCUCUCUGAUGAUUAAAAGGAAAAAGAACUUGCAAGAAUAAGUGUCUGGUUUGCUUCCAUUGAAAAACUUCUAACUCUUUAACAUAUAGUGACUCAAGCCCACAACUAGAAAGUUUUUAGAAAAACAAGUCUUUUGAAUUGAGGAUUGAAAAAUCUUUAACUACUCAAAGAUCAUAUUUCUCAUGAUUUAUGAGCUUCUGAUACAAGAAAUACAAAAAUAGGAGAGAGACCUGUUGAACCAGCUAACUUGAGAGAACAGCCAAAUUUGCUCGAAGAUGAAAGGGUUCCAAGAGUUGUCACAGAUCAACCGAUAUCUUUUGAUGCAAUUGGAGAUUUUAAUGCUGGUUACCCACAGGAUGCCUAUGCUUCUAUUAACCGACCUUUUUAUUAUGGAGGCUAUGACAAUAGCACCAGUUAUUGGGAUGGAUAUCCUCAUUAUGUUAAUGCUGAUAACAUGCAAGUUUUUCCUCCGUUCGGGUUAUGGCUUUAAUCCUCAAAUGGCAUAUGGACAAUAUACCAAUGUUGCUACCCCUCUUCCUUCUCUAAUGGUGGAUAGGCAGCUAUACUCCCCACAUCAAAAUCCAUUUUCUCAACCUUAUUAUCCACAACCAAUUCCUAGUGUGCCGAACAUAUCUUCAGCAGUUUCAGUUCCUCAAACUGAGCUGAUGGCACCAGAAAGUAGCGUCCAAGAGGGUUUCAGUGGCAACAUGCAUUCUAGUCAAGGAUCAAGUUAUGUCAUACAGUUCGGAUCUUUUGGUAGAGGGGGCCCUUCACAAAAUUCUGCCUAUGGUCCUGGUUCAUCUAAUUUUCAGGGGGAGUUUGUUCCACCCAACUUCUUGCCUAAUCAAUCAAAUCUUCCAGAAGCAGAUGUGUCUUUGUCUUCAGUGACGUCUCAGGCAGCUCAUCCCCAACCAGUUGGAAUACUUGGUUCAUACGAGCACAAUGUUAGACAGAGAGCAGCACAUGGACUGGGAUUGGUACCAAGUUCCUCUAACAUAUUCUACCCAGAUGGUGGCCUUUAUGAGAGCACUAACUUUGGUGGUGCAUCUGUUUCUCCGUUGGGAGCUAAUGAUCGGAACAGACUCAUUCUUGACAAGGGAAAAAUACGAGAAAGGGAUCGAAGUUCAGGUGUCUUUUCAACUGAUUUGUCUAACUUCUCCAGUGACCGUAAUCGGGGACCAAGGGCUUCAAAGCCAAAGGGCCAGAGCACCUCUGGACAGGGAGUUUCCUCUUCUUCCAGAAAAAGUGAUGCAUCAAAUUCUGUGGUUCACUUUGAUUCAUACAACCAACCAGAUUUUGUUACAGAUUACGAGAAUGCCAAGUUCUUUAUAAUCAAGUCUUACAGUGAAGAUAAUGUUCACAGAAGUAUCAAAUACAGCGUUUGGGCCAGCACAGCACUUGGAAACCGUAAAUUGGAUGCUGCUUAUCAAAAAGCAAAGGAGAUAGAGACCAAUUGUCCAAUCUUCCUGUGUUUCUCGGUCAAUACUAGUUCGCAGUUUUGUGGAGUAGCAGAAAUGGUUGGACCUGUAAAUUUUGAGAAAGAUGCAGAAUACUGGCAGCAGGAUAGGUGGAGUGGGUUGUUCCCGGUCAAGUGGCAUAUUAUCAAAGAUGUACCUAACAGUCUAUUUCGUCACAUACUACUAGAAAAUAAUGAAAACAAGCCUGUUACUCACAGCCGAGACACACAAGAGGUGAAUUUGGAACAGGGUAUCGAGAUGUUAAAAAUUUUUAAGUCUUAUGAUGCACAAACAUCCAUCCUAGAAGAUUUUGAUUUCUAUGAACUAAGGGAGAGAGCUUCAAAGGAAAGAAAGGCCAGACAGCAAGCUUGUUCAACAACAAAAAGUCCAGGUCCUGAGGAGUCUGUAAACCAUGUUUCCAAUAGCUUUUCUCAAGCCCUCCAGUUGGAAGAGCGUAAUAGGGAAGUAAUAGCAACUGAAUGGGGUGACAAUUCAAGGACAGAAUCAGGGGCCCACUGCUUGGAAGAGAGUGGUGAAGCAGUGGAACCUGAAAGGGGUUGUAGCACUACAACAGGUGGUCUGGUUUCACUUGCUGAUGACUCCAUGAACCAAAUGUCUGAUAGCUUUGCUCAAACACUACGGUUGGAAGGGAGUAUUAAAGAAUUGAGAGCUGCUUCUAGCUCAGGAACUGAUGCUGAGGUUUCACUUGAUGAUGCCAUAACCCUAAUGACUUUAGAAUCCGAAAAGAAUAAUAAAGAACUACCAACAGCUGGAAGGAUUAACAGCCCAAGACCAGAUGCUUUUGUUUCACUUGUUGAUUACUCCAAGGGCCAAAUAUCUGAUAGCUCUGUUCAAUCCCCACAGUUGGAAGAGAGUAGUAAAGAAGUGUAGGCAACUAGAAGGCUUGGGUAUCAGAAUUAAUCCUGUCAACCUGAUGGUAACAGUUGUAUUGACUGGUCAAAGUGGUGGUGUAGCUGUAGUGGGCAUCCCGGGAGUGGUUGCAUGCAUCUUGGACAUGCUGCUGUAACCUAACAUAUUCCUUGUUCUCUUUGUGACUCUAGUCUUCGUCUGCUGACUACAUUUGAGGUGGUAUUUUGGACACCCAAGUGACCUGGAUGUUUUCCAUAAAAGAUGUUGGUUUUGUGUUUUUUUCGUUUUUUUCCCUUUCCAUUUAUAGUUCUGUUGAUUGUUUGGAGCAGAGAGCCAGUAACAUUCAGGCAGGGUUUUGGAUGCAGAUGGUGUGGAAUUCAAUACUCAUUAGCCCGUCUUUUCUAGAGUUGUUUCCUAUGAAGGAAGGUGGUGUUGAGCAUAUUGAAAGUAACAGGUGUGGGGUGUUCUGCUCAACAAGAUUAUGACCCUGAUUCCAUUCUGGCUGUAAUGGUGGGAUUUUUGUUUUAAUGGUUUGUAUGAAGGCAGUUGGGUGUUGUAAUCUGCUUCUUGAUAAAAAGGAGUUGUAAACAUCCCCAAUUUGGGAUGAUAAAUUGUAAAAGAAUGUUACAGAUGCAUCCAAGAAUUGUGUAAAAUCUUUGUUUGAGGUGCAUGGGAAGGCAAUAUGGAGUGAGAUGGUUUUUCUUC
Molecule: messenger RNA, 3196 nt
Organism: Vitis riparia (riverbank grape)
Lineage: Eukaryota; Viridiplantae; Streptophyta; Magnoliopsida; Vitales; Vitaceae
Product: YTH domain-containing protein ECT4-like
Exons: 8
Coding region: 440-2512 (690 amino acids)
Biological process (GO): mRNA destabilization
Cellular component (GO): cytoplasm
Molecular function (GO): mRNA binding
Source: RefSeq, a predicted model, not a curated record